This is a messenger RNA of Morchella sextelata, 660 nucleotides long. RefSeq lists its product as uncharacterized. The transcript has 5 exons. The record is from RefSeq and is a predicted model, not a curated record. Bases 1 to 660 code for a protein of 219 amino acids. Lineage: Eukaryota; Fungi; Ascomycota; Pezizomycetes; Pezizales; Morchellaceae.
AUGGUGUAUUACUUUACGUCGAAUGUGGUUGACCCGGCCGCGUACAUUUACAUGGGGAAGGAUAAGGUUGAGAAUGAAGAGUUGAUCAAGUAUGGGUGGGACGAAGAUCUUUGGUAUGUUACUCUCACGAUCUUCCACGCGGAUAAGCUCUCAUCGGCGCAUAUUUACCUACGACUCAAAGAAGGGCAGAGCUGGGAAGAUAUUAGCCCAGAGCUACUGGUCGAUUGCUGCCAGCUCACAAAGGCAAACUCAAUUGAGGGAAAUAAAAAAGACAAUGUUAAUAUAGUUUACACUCCGUGGUCCAAUCUCAAAAAGGACGGCUCCAUGGCUGUCGGCCAGGUCGGGUUCAAGGACCAACGGAAGGUCAAAAAAGUCCUUGUUGAAGCCCGCACGAACGCUAUCAUCAACCGACUUAAUAAAACCAAGACCGAGAAGUUCCCGGAUCUUGCGGCGGAGAGGGAGGAGAGAGACAAGACUAUUAGAAACAGGGAGAAGAAAUUGAUGCUAGAAAGGAAGAAGGAAGAGGCUAGAGUAAUGAAGGAGAGAAGGGAGAAGGCAUGGCAGAAGGACCAUGCCUAUGACGACGUCUUUACAGAGGAUGCGUUGGAGGAGAAUUCCAAUGAUAAAAGGGAUGCUGACUUUUAUGAUGACUUCAUGUAA